UGGAAGUUAUUUAAUUGGAAAGAACAUUCAAGUGCUGUGCCCACUGAAGCCAUACGAAACAAUGAAAUAUCACUCUCAUCCAGAGAAUCUAGAUGAAGAUGGAUAUACUCAAUUAGACUUCAGGACUCGAGGCAUCCACAAAAGACCCGAGGGAUCAGAGAAAGGAAGCCAGGCUUCAUCUCCUCCUUGGCGGCCUAUUGUGGUGGCUUUGGGAAUCCUGUGCUUGGUUGCACUAGUGGUUGCUUCAGUCCUGGGUUUCCUAGCAUUUUGGAGAUUCAAUUCAGGGAGAAAUCCAGAGGAGAAAGAAAACUUCCCGUCAAGAAAUAAAGAGAACCACAAACCCACAAAAUCAUCUUUAGAUGAGAAGGUGGCUCCCUCCAAGGCAUCCCAGACUACAGGACAUUUUUCUGGGCCUUGCCCCCAUAACUGGGUCAUACAUGAGAAGAGCUGUUAUCUAUUUAAGAUGUCACAAAACUCCUGGGCUGGAAGUAAGAGACAUUGCUCCCAGUUAGGUGCUCAUCUACUGAAGAUAGACAACUCAAAAGAAUUUGAGUUCAUUGAAAGCCAAACAUCUUCUCACCAUAUUAAUUCAUUUUGGAUUGGCCUUUCCCGUAACCAGACCAAAGGGCCUUGGCUCUGGGAGGAUGGCUCACCAUUCAUUCCCAACUCGUUUCAAGUCAGAGAUACAGCUUCCCAGGAAAGCUUACUGCACAACUGUGUAUGGAUUCAUGGGUCAGAGGUUUUCAACCAAAUCUGUAAUAUUUCCACAUUCAGUAUUUGUGAGAAGCAACUAUAAAUGUAAGAAUGGAGAUGAAGAAGAGAUAAGAAUGUGAGAAUGUAGGGAUGGCACACACACACACACACACACACACACACACACACACACACACUUUGACCACCACCACCACCAUGACCACCACCACCACCAACAACAACCACAACAGAACAAGAGAGACAAAUAUUGAAAAUCAGAGUGAAUAAUGAAAUACUAUGAGAUCUUGGUAAAUUUUGCCUUCAGCUGAGAACUUGGAUGAAGAAGCUGAGGCUUCUGUACUUGCCAGAUGCAUAAAGAGAAUAGUAUUAUCUUCCAGUUAGUAAGCCACAAGACGUGGAGUGAGGCAGCUAAGAAAUACAGAGAAUCAGUGAACAUGAGGUUCCAAGACCCAAAUAGAACAAUCACAACAAAGCCCCUAUAUCUGUCAAGGAAUAUUGCAGUGGAGGGGUAGUUGAAGACUUUAACAGCGAGAGGACAAGGAUGCCUACUGCUAGUGUUAAACAAGAUUUGUGUGAUGAUAACUUUAGUUGAUAUGCCAACAUUGAUUUAGAAAUUUCACAAGGUCCCACCUUCCACAUAAAAGAACUAGAGGUGAUUUAUGAUGCAGAAAAGGGUGAAGAGAUCUUUCCAGGAACAAGCUUCCUGAUGAGAUACUGAACCUCAAGAAGUCAACACUAAACACAUGUACAAACCAGUAACACUAAAUGGACUAGUAGGCUAUAUCAUAUACCUACAUGUAUACACACACACAUAUGUUACUCAAAAUUGUUACUAUAGUGUACACUGUGUUUGUGUGAUUUGCUCAAUGUCUAGCAGUACAUCAGACAUGGGUAGAAGGUAAAAUGUACUUCUAAUUUGAUAAGUAAAGAAAUGAGGGAAGAAAAUCUU
Arvicola amphibius (Eurasian water vole) is the source of this 1663-nucleotide messenger RNA. RefSeq names its product C-type lectin domain containing 7A (gene Clec7a). Bases 62 to 796 code for a protein of 244 amino acids. The transcript is spliced from 6 exons. The record is from RefSeq and is a predicted model, not a curated record. Gene Ontology annotation, molecular function: (1->3)-beta-D-glucan binding; pattern recognition receptor activity. NCBI's taxonomy places the organism in Eukaryota, Metazoa, Chordata, Mammalia, Rodentia, Cricetidae. Gene Ontology annotation, cellular component: cell surface. Gene Ontology annotation, biological process: phagocytosis, recognition; positive regulation of killing of cells of another organism; positive regulation of cell population proliferation.